CCACCAACACUAAUGAACCAAAAACGAUUGAUGGGUGUUUCUCAACGAUUAUUGUUCGUUCGAAAAUCACAAGUUCACAACCCGCACCAGAUAUUUUUUAAUUUUCAUCUGCAAGUCGUGAUGGAUAGGGUGUGUAGUUCACUAUCAGCUGACUUUCUCUCAAGAGAUCUGCAAGCGGCACAAACACCCGCUUAGGUGCCCACAUGGGAUUGGGACUAACUCGAACACGGAGAGAGACGAAGGUUUUGUACAAGAGAUUGAAGAACAAGGAAGAUGGAAUCGGAGUUGGGUUUGAUAGAGCAAUCAUUCAAUAGCCGUUACUCGCUUUGGGUCCAGGAAGCUCUGAGCGAAUUGCCCGACAGUUUCACAAUCACUGAUCCUUGUCUCUCUGGCCACCCAAUUGUAUUUGCGAGCAAAGGGUUCUUGAAAAUGUUGGGUUAUUCGAAAAGCGAGGUGAUUGGCAGAAAUGGUAGAGUGUUUCAAGGUCCGGGGACUUGCAGAAGGUCGGUUAUGGAAAUAAGAGAGGCCAUCAGGGAAGAGAGAGCUAUUCAGAUUAAUUUGCUGAAUUAUCGCAAAGACGGGACACCCUUUUGGAUGUUGUUUCAUAUGUGCCCUGUUUUUAACAAAGAAGAUGGGAGGGUGACUCAUUUUGUGGGAGUUCAGGUUCCGAUUUCGAGGAAGCCGAGGCGGUCUGGCAGAAAUGGGGUUAAUUUGUGCGAAGAGGGGUCUAGGAUGAAUGAUAUCUUUUAUGGGUCUUGUAGAAAAGAAGUGUGCUCCGAUUCUUUGGUUGAAUUGGGUCGUGUUCAGUCUCUGGAGUCUGCAUUGGAUGAUGCUGAUGACAGAGGUUUGGAGCUUGAAGAGUCGUGCGAGGCAAGUGAUGUAGAGAAGACAAGAGCUGCAACUGCCAUUAAUAACAUAUUGUCCGUGCUAACUCACUAUAGCGAGUUAACGGGCAGAUUGGUCUGUGGAAAGAGAUGCAGCUUAUCCGGGGUGGGCCUUCCCAGUUCAUCCUUAAAUAUAUCUCUUGGUAGAAUCAAACAAAGCUUUGUAUUAACUGAUCCACACUUACCAGACAUGCCUAUAGUUUAUGCAAGUGAUGCCUUCUUCAAAUUGACUGGUUAUGCUAGACAUGAAGUCUUGGGGCGCAAUUGUAGAUUUUUAAGUGGGGUGGAUACAGAUUCCUCAAUGAUAUAUCGGAUAAAGGAAAGCAUUCAAAAUGAAAAAGCAUGCACAGUACGUAUCUUGAAUUACAGGAAGGAUAAGAGUUCAUUUUGGAAUCUCCUACACAUAUCACCUGUUCGUAAUGCUUCUGGCAAGAUUGCAUACUUUGUGGGUGUUCAGAUGGAAGAAGGGUGUAAAAACCAGGUUGGACAUGGGCUAAGCCCUGAGAUGAGGCAGCUUAGUGCCGUUGGUGCAGUCAGAAUUGCAGUAAGGAGCUUAUCAAUGGGUGCUGGCCCUUCCAAAUCUUAAGAGAGUAAAAACCUCUGAAUCUUGCUGCCGGUGCCUGAUAUUUCAAAAAUGUCUGCCACGAUCCUAUCGUAGAAAUAUAUAUAUUCAUUUGUCUCAAAUUUGUAAUCUUCUCUGGCAGUAGAUGAGAAGGCAGAAAGCAGGGAAAGUUUGGUUCAUUGCCGCAUGAGAUCUCUGUUACACAUAAUUGUUUAUAUAUAAUAUGAAGAAAGGUCUAUCAGUGAAAAUUUAUUGA
Messenger RNA from Prunus mume (Japanese apricot), 1702 nucleotides. The record is from RefSeq and is a predicted model, not a curated record. NCBI's taxonomy places the organism in Eukaryota, Viridiplantae, Streptophyta, Magnoliopsida, Rosales, Rosaceae.